GUCCAGUUUCUCAUAAUGAGGUUUUUAAUCUCAUUGUGUGUGUCUCUACUGCUGCUGAUUAAUGGAGGAAUAAUCAAUGGACAGCUACCAGCUGUCCAGUUGGUGAAUGGACCCAACCUCUGUUCAGGAAGAGUGGAGAUUCUCCACAAUGGAAUCUGGGGAACAGUUUGUGAUGAUUCAUGGGAUUCUAUAGACGCGGCAGUGGUGUGCAGAGAACUGGGUUGUGGGAGUGUUAUAGAGGCAAAGAGCACUGCUUAUUUUGGACAAGGUUCUGGACAAAUAUGGUUGGAUGAUGUCCAGUGCCGUGGGAAUGAAUCUACACUGAAAAACUGUUCAUCAAGUGGAUGGGGAUCACAUAACUGUGGACACCAUGAAGAUGCUGGAGUCAUCUGCCAAACUGUGAGGCUGGUGGAUGGAUCCAGCCUCUGUUCUGGAAGAGUGGAGGUUCUCCACAAUGGAAUCUGGGGAACAGUGUGUGAUGAUUACUGGGAUUCUACAGACGCGGCAGUGGUGUGUAGAGAACUGGGCUGUGGGAGCGUUGUAGAGGCAAAGAGUUCCGCUUAUUUUGGACAGGGUUCUGGGCAAAUAUGGUUGGAUGAUGUCCAGUGCCGUGGGAAUGAAUCUACAAAAAACUGUUCAUCAAGUGGAUGGGGAUCACAUAACUGUGGGCACCAUGAAGAUGCUGGAGUCAUCUGCCAAACUGUGAGGCUGGUGGAUGGAUCCAGCCUCUGUUCUGGAAGAGUGGAGGUUCUCCACAAUGGAAUCUGGGGAACAGUGUGUGAUGAUUACUGGGAUUCUACAGACGCGGCAGUGGUGUGUAGAGAACUGGGCUGUGGGAGUGUUGUAGAGGCAAAGAGUUCCGCUUAUUUUGGACAGGGUUCUGGGCAAAUAUGGUUGGAUGAUGUCCAGUGCCGUGGGAAUGAAUCUACAAUGAAAAACUGUUCAUCAAGUGGAUGGGGAUCACAUAACUGUGGGCACCAUGAAGAUGCUGGAGUCAUCUGCCAAACUGUGAGGCUGGUGGAUGGAUCCAACCCCUGUUCUGGAAGAGUGGAGGUUCUCCACAAUGGAAUCUGGGGAACAGUGUGUGAUGAUUACUGGGAUUCUACAGACGCGGCAGUGGUGUGUAGAGAACUGGGCUGUGGGAGCGUUGUAGAGGCAAAGAGUUCCGCUUAUUUUGGACAGGGUUCUGGGCAAAUAUGGUUGGAUGAUGUCCAGUGCCGUGGGAAUGAAUCUACAAUGAAAAACUGUUCAUCAAGUGGAUGGGGAUCACAUAACUGUGGGCACCAUGAAGAUGCUGGAGUCAUCUGCCAAAGCCAGGCACAAACAAGUACAGCACCAUGGACAGCAACGGCGACAUUGAACACAACUACCUCACAGCCAGGAGUCGGAGCUGUGAGGCUGGUGGAUGGAUCCAACCCCUGUUCUGGAAGAGUGGAGGUUCUCCACAAUGGAAUCUGGGGAACAGUGUGUGAUGAUUACUGGGAUUCUACAGACGCGCAGUGGUGUGUAGAGAACUGGGCUGUGGGAGCGUUGUAGAGGCAAAGAGUUCCGCUUAUUUUGGACAGGGUUCUGGGCAAAUAUGGUUGGAUGAUGUCCAGUGCCGUGGGAAUGAAUCUACAAUGAAAAACUGUUCAUCAAGUGGAUGGGGAUCACAUAACUGUGGGCACCAUGAAGAUGCUGGAGUCAUCUGCCAAAGCCAGGCACAAACAAGUACAGCACCAUGGACAGCAACGGCGACAUUGAACACAACUACCUCACAGCCAGGAGUCGGAGCUGUGAGGCUGGUGGAUGGAUCCAACCCCUGUUCUGGAAGAGUGGAGGUUCUCCACAAUGGAAUCUGGGGAACAGUGUGUGAUGAUUACUGGGAUUCUACAGACGCGGCAGUGGUGUGUAGAGAACUGGGCUGUGGGAGUGUUGUAGAGGCAAAGAGUUCCGCUUAUUUUGGACAGGGUUCUGGGCAAAUAUGGUUGGAUGAUGUCCAGUGCCGUGGGAAUGAAUCUACAAUGAAAAACUGUUCAUCAAGUGGAUGGGGAUCACAUAACUGUGGGCACCAUGAAGAUGCUGGAGUCAUCUGCCAAAGCCAGGCACAAACAAGUACAGCACCAUGGACAGGUAAUUAUGCCCAUUUAAUUGAUAUUAGAUCCACUUUUCUCACAACUUGUGAAAUAGGUAAUAUGCCCCAUGUCUAGGGAAUAGUUGCACGAUAAGGGCAUAAUAAGGAUAAGGAUGUGCUGGUGGAAUCCCAAUAAGAAUCACUCCGGUCGAGGAUGAAACAAGCACACAGAUUAAACAAAGAAAAGUAUUACAUUUUUUAGAGAUUGUGAGAUAACGUGAAGAGCAUGUCUUCAGGAGAACAAACAAAAGGCCAAACCAAAAGAAACUAGAAAAUAAAAUAAAAAACAAAUUAAGUAACCUAAUCGAAUAAUACUGAAAAUACAACA
Messenger RNA from Onychostoma macrolepis, 2441 nucleotides. Its product is annotated as deleted in malignant brain tumors 1 protein-like. NCBI's taxonomy places the organism in Eukaryota, Metazoa, Chordata, Actinopteri, Cypriniformes, Cyprinidae. Gene Ontology annotation, cellular component: membrane. The record is from RefSeq and is a predicted model, not a curated record.